AUGAACUCUUGUUGGGGUUUAUUUGGUUUGGCAUUACGCAUCUCAUUAUAUAAGAGACCUAGUGGAUUAUUAAAAGGCUUUUCGUACGUUGAUAGGGUAUCAACUCAAAAGCUUCUUCCAAUGCAUUUAAUAAAUCUUCAGAAACACACUAGAUGUCGUCAUGUUGGACAAGAUUCUGAUUCUUCAGAUGAUGAGUUAGCUGAUGAAGAUGAGGAUGAUGAUGAUAAUGCCGAUGAAUUAGAUCCAUAUUAUUCAGAAGAUAUGGCGUUCAGUCCACAUUUUCGACAAAUCUCAUCAUACGUCAAAUCUUUACGUUUUGAUAAAAUUAUUCGUGUGGGCUUAGAUAUCACUAGAAGUGCUGCUGACAAUGCCUUUUUUUCUAACCGAUGUAGGUUAAAUGGAGGAAAACUGCUUAAGAUGGGUACUACAGUUUAUAUAGGUGAUAAACUUGAUAUAGUGAUCGACGAUACAGAAGAACCUCUUGGUAAAAGAGUGCGAGUUCUUGAUAUAAAACAAUCAAAACAAAAUAAUUACAAGAUUAGUUUACGUUGUUGGAGAAAUAAUUUGUAUUAUGUCAAGUUAUUUUUGGUUGGCCGACCACCUUUGGCUCUAUUUUCAUUAUUUAUAUUAUUAUGUGCAGUUGGAUUAAUUGUACUAGAUGUACUAGUGAAUAAAUCCCCUCCUAAUAAUCCUGAUGUUGAAAAACAUUGGAAUAAAUUAUUAUUAGAAUUAUCAGGAUUAGAAUUUUGUAUUAUUAAUUCAUCAAAUGCAAGAUUAAUGUCAGAAUCUUACGCAAGUGCACAUGUUCUACGUGGAUUAGAUGAUAUGGAAUCUGACAACGUCAUUAUUUCACAUGCAAUCCAUCUACCUUUAUUAAUAUAUCCUAAUGAAGAAUUUGUUUAUGAUAUGUCAUAUUUAUUAAUUGCUAAAAUGCAUGGACGUCAUAUUGGUAUUAAAGGUCCUUUAGCAUUGCAAAAACUGAACAUAUCUUUUCUGGUACCAUCAGUUCGAAAUGAAAAUCCUAUUUUCCCACCAAUACUGUUACCUCCGACUUGUGAACCAAACUUAAUUGGUAGUACAUCCUCAAUAACUAGUCUUCUUGAAUGGUCCAAACGGACUGAUGUUUUUGACUCAAACCGUUGUCAUGGUCGGACGCGAAUACAGACUGAGUUUCAUGUUUCUUCUCAUCUUUUACCACGUUUGGAAAAGGUAGAUAUUCUCCUCAUUUCAUCUCGACUACAAUUUCUAGUAAUUAUAUUGUUACUGUCAGAUUUUCUUAUAUUGUUUUUCGGUGCACGAUCUAUGUCUCGUUCUCCAGUAAAUAUAAGAGGUCGGAAUGUAUUUUCUUUAUAUGAUGAUUAACGCGGAAAGUGUUGGAGUGAUCCAGAAAAUUUCUUGCAAAAGACAACCAAGGAUCAGGAAACACUAAGAAGCGUUUCAUCCAAUCAGCGUUCACUUGAAAUUUUAGCCAAAAAUAUCAAGGAAGUGAAACGUCACAUGUAGAGGUUCUGAUUGGCUGAUUGCUAUACUGCUGCUAUGUUUAGUAGCAUUCCAGAAUCUUCGAGCAACCCAAGAACAUUUAAAAAUAUUAUAAAAACCCUAUAUUUUCUGUGUUAAAACGAACCUUGGAGUAAAGUACUUCUCGCAUACCUUGCGUCUUCUGUCUCGUUCAGGUCGCUGUAUAGUUCUAGCUGGGGGUUACAGAAUAGCUUAGGAAACGAAUAUAGCGUUCAGUUUGCAAGACUUAUCAGAAAGAAAUAUGCAUCUCACCAGAAUCCAAAUUUGCAACAUCCUAUUAGGCCGUUCGAUACUCUACUGAGUAAGUUUCAAGACCUAGUAACUAUUUAAGUCUUAUCCUAAUAUGCUUAAAUCAAUCUGUAAACUAUGCUUAUCUCAAACAUAAUGAUUAGCCGUCUGUUCGAUUUAAAUUGUUUUAAAAAAGCCCUCUGGACUCGAAUAUAAUUUAAUCCAUAGUUUUGUUACGCAGUAAAAUUAUUGUGUGAAUUGAAUCUUGAGUAGCAAUCAUUAUAUUUAAUCAGAUUGUUUGGGAUUCCUUAUUGUUGACAUAGCUAAAAUCUGUUAUCAAACUAGGGUACAUGAUAAUUGGAUGCAGAUGAUAAAUUACGUUUGAGAGUAAAAUAAAAAUAAAUUAUGACCAUAAUCUGACUUACAACUUUAGUUUCUUAUCGAUGCAA
Molecule: messenger RNA, 2195 nt
Organism: Schistosoma mattheei
Lineage: Eukaryota; Metazoa; Platyhelminthes; Trematoda; Strigeidida; Schistosomatidae
Source: the annotation of a GenBank genome assembly